Molecule: messenger RNA, 2604 nt
Organism: Oryza sativa Japonica Group (Japanese rice)
Lineage: Eukaryota; Viridiplantae; Streptophyta; Magnoliopsida; Poales; Poaceae
Product: protein SAWADEE HOMEODOMAIN HOMOLOG 2
Molecular function (GO): chromatin binding; DNA binding
Source: RefSeq, a predicted model, not a curated record
UUUGUAUCCCUCUCUCUACAGUGUUGCCCUCAACCUCCAACCGGCCGGACAGAGGUCCUGUUCUUCCCGAUACCGCCGCCCCUCUCACCAAAUUCGGUCUCCUCGUUGCUCCUCCUCACAAAUUAGUUGCGGGAACGGAUUCCCCUCGAUCUCCUCCAAGAAACCCCUUGAAUGCCGAAUCAAAUCGUGUGGAAUCAACGCGGUUUUGAGUUAUUAUUUUACGGCGAACCUUAACCAAUCCACCGCCAAAUCCUCUCUGGUCCGAGCCGAUUUCCUCAACCUUUGCCUAUAAAUAGCAGCCCCUGGACCUCCUCUUCCGUUUCCCUCUUCUUCCCGAGCUUUUCCCUAACCCUAGCCGUCUCCCCGCAGUCGCCUUCUCUCUCCAACUCCGGCCGCCGCUCCAGCCGGUAGUAGCCGUCGCCUCCGCCAUCUCCGGUCAGUGCCGCCACCUCCCUCCGCUCCGCAAGGUUGAUCUCCACCCCGGCCACCGGUUUCCCUCCGCCAAAUCCCGCCGGAAGGUUGCCGUCACCGUGAACCAGUGGGUUGUUGCCACGGUUUGGUCUCCAGCCGCGCCGUUCGUCGUCGUCCAUCGUCGCCUUGGGUCGCCGCCGCCUCCAUUGGAUUCACAGAGACGAGCUCUACCCCGUCCACCCCUCCGUUGCCACCGCUCGUCGCCGGAAAGCUGUCGCUGCCGUUGACCAGUACCUCGCCGUCGUCCCGAUCUCGUCGCCGGCCAUCUCCUUUGCCGCUCAUCGCUGCGUAAGUGUUGCGUCGUCGUCAUCUCCGUGUGUUGCCGCCAGGUCGUUGUCGCCGUCUCUCCCUCUCCGAUCGCUUUGGUUUGCUUGUCGUUUCCGUCGUUGCGAAGGUUCGUGAGUGCGUUGGAAGUGAUUCAGAAGAUUAAGUGAAGACCGAUUAUUGCAAGACGCGCGGCGUCGUUGCGUUGUAGGAUCGAGGAGGAGUAGCGGGGAUGGGGCGGCCACCAAUGCCAAGCACGGGGGGCCCGGGUUUCCGGUUCACGCAGGAGGAGGUGGCCGAGAUGGAGUCGCUCCUGCGGCAUCUCAACAACGGCAUCCCGGACGGCUCCUUGAUCCAGUCCCUCGCCGACAGGUUCACCGCCUCCGCCGCGCGCGCCGGCAAGGUCGGCGUCCGGUCCAAGCAGGUGUGGUACUGGUUCCAGAACCGGAAGUACUCGCAGCGCUCUAGGAACUCGACCAAGAUGCUACCGGCGGCGUCUGGCGACCACAAGUCGGCCUUCGCUCGCUCCUCAGUUCAAAAAUCAGUAAAGAAUUCUUUGGAGGGUGGCCAGCUCGAGUUUGAGGCAAAGUCCGUUAGAGAUGGUGCAUGGUAUGAUGUUGCUGCCUUCCUUUCCCAUAGAUUGUCCCAGUCUGGUGAACUGGAAGUAUGGGUUCGAUUUUCUGGAUUUGGAGCUAGGGACGACGAAUGGAUUGAUGUCCGUACAUGUGUGCGGCAACGUUCUCAUCCAUGUGUGUCAACCGAAUGUGCCGCUGUUCUUCCUGGGGACCAAAUUCUUUGCUUCCAGGAAGGCAAACAUCAGGCUCUGUAUUUUGAUGCUCAUGUCCUUGAUGCUCAAAAGCGUAGGCAUGAUGCAAGAGGUUGUCGUUGCAGAUUUCUUGUUUGCUAUGAUCAUGAUGACUCUGAGGAAAUUGUUCCACUGAGGAAGAUGUGUCGUCGGCCAGAAACUGACUACAGACUUGAGAUUCUACAUGCUGCUGGAGCAGCAAAUGCUGCUAAAGAGGCUGUGGUUGAUUCGGUGAUUGCUUAGUCACUUCGAUCGAAAGGGUAAUAUAGUUGUCAGGAAUUUCCACUCCAAACAUAGUGGUUGCUUAAUUAGGACCCAAUGUGAUUGUUGUAUCAUUGACUUGAUUUCUAUUGCACAAAUUAGGUAUGGCACACAAAUUUUAGUUUACAUAUUAUGCCAAAAAGUGUUGAAGCGGCUAUGGAUCGGGUGCCCGAUCCGGAGCCAAAAAAUUGGGGCCCAUACCAGCCAUCUAGCGCGCGCAACUUGCCUCGACCAUCCAAUUUGCUAACACAUCAUUAUUGCACUGGAAUGCCUCUCGAAGUGCGCUGAAACCGGUGUCACCAUGCGGGAGGGGAGCCCCAGCAACCGCCGCCGAGCGACAGCAUCCUAGCCCAACCUCUACAUAGCUCUGCAUGUCAUCGUGCUGCAUUAUCGGUUCCUUGGAAUGUCACACCUGCUUCGCCGAAUCGAUGCACAAUUGUCAAUUCACCGGUGACAAAUGUUUCAAUUGAACCAUGGCUAGGGGCGAGUUCAUCAGGUGCAAAUCAUGCCGCAUUCUUUGCUCCCCUCCCGUGCCCAGGUGUGUCAUAAUUAGAGUUGAGCUGGUGUUGACGGAAAACAUGGCGGCCUGGGAGAUUUGCUUCACUCCAGUGUAAGUCCAAGGUUGCCUCGAGUGUCAAGAGCUUGGUAGCUGGUUUGAUCCUACACCAGCAAGGAAAAGCAUAAACUGUAAUUAGAUGAACUAUAGCUGAUCGGCCAAUAGAGCCGAUGAUUAGACCAAAUCGGCCGCGGCUUUAUGAUGAACAAGUAAAACAAAACCCUAAAAUAUGUCCUAUUGGCUGUAA